GUGCGUCUGUGAAUCGAGAGCGUGCCAUUGAGAUAAAACGAGGGGGUCUGCGUUUGUAAUGCGCGAGCGUGUGUGAUGAGGAGGUGGGGGGUGAGAGACCCCGUCGUGUUUUGACCCCCCAAACAACUCCAGAUCUCAAUCUCUCCCUCCAUCGGCUCUUUUCCAUUCCCACUCCCCUCUCUCGCGCGCGCAGGUUUAAAGCUCAAUCGCUCAUUUCUUGCUGACACAAUUCAACUCGUUGCAUCGGUCUAUGGACAUCGGCAACGAUCAAAAAAGGACGCCUCUCUCCUCGCUUGCCAUCUCGCCUGCACGCCGACCUCCGACACACAUUCAGUGGAUCACUGCGCUAUCGCGGCCGCAGCCCUUGCACGAUACUCGUGGCACGGCCUGAGAAAGAGCUUGGACAACCUGCAUUUCGCUUUCGUGUGGACAAGUGACAGAACGCCUGCGCCGAAGCGCCGGACUGUUGGAUCGGAGUGUCGUCUUCCUCGGUGUGGGACUGACUUCCGUGUCGCAUGGAUAAGAGGUAUGAGGAGCUGGUGCAGUACCCAGGGUCCGAGGGCAUGCCAGUGGGAGGAUAUGAAGAGGCCAUGAGGUCACUACCACCCCCACACUACAGCCACACCAUCCCUGACUCCCUCAAACACCACCGUGACCAGAUCUAUGGCCACCCUCUUUUCCCUUUGUUGGCAUUGGUGUUUGAAAAAUGUGAGCUGGCCACCUGUUCACCACGGGACUCCUCCUCACUCUCAGUGCCGCCCCAUCUCUCUGGCCUGGCCAAUCACAGCGACGUCUGCUCAUCAGAGUCCUUCAAUGAUGACAUCGCCGCUUUCGCCAAACAGUUGCUUUUUCAGAUUCGUUCAGAGAAGCCUAUUUUUUCAUCAAAUCCUGAACUGGAUAGCCUGAUGAUACAGGCCAUUCAGGUGUUGCGCUUCCACUUGCUGGAGCUGGAGAAGGUGCAUGAGCUCUGUGAUAACUUCUGCCAUCGUUACAUCACCUGUCUUAAGGGCAAGAUGCCCACUGAUUUGGUGCUAGAGGACCGUGAGGGUGGGUCCAAAUCUGACAUGGAGGAUUUUACUGGCUCGUGCACAAGCCUAUCAGAGCAGAAUCAGUCCUGGCUGAGAGACCCAGAUGACUGUGUGUCCACCCCCUCAGGUACUCCCAGCAUAUCCUGUGGCUUAGCCUCCCACAGCACUGAGAACUGCAGUGAUGCAGGUGAUGGAUUGGAUGGUGGUAUGGCCUCGCCCAGCACUGGAGAGGAGGAUGAACCGGACAGAGACCGGAGGAACAGCAACAAGAAGAGAGGCAUCUUCCCCAAAGUGGCCACCAACAUCAUGAGAGCAUGGCUCUUCCAGCAUCUAUCGCAUCCAUACCCAUCAGAGGAACAGAAGAAGCAGCUAGCACAAGACACUGGCCUCACCAUCCUCCAGGUCAACAACUGGUUUAUCAAUGCCAGACGCAGAAUUGUCCAGCCCAUGAUUGACCAGUCAAAUCGCUCAGGUCAAGGUACUCCAUACAGCCCAGAGGGGGCAGCACUAGGGGGAUACCGACUGGAUGACCAAGCUCAUCUGAGUCUUCGGGCUGCAGGUCUUCAGGGAAUGCCGUCUCUGCCUGCGGACUACCCCGGGGCUCUGCUCUCUCAGCCGGGCUACUCCCAUGCCGCUCCCUCGCUACACCCUUACCCCGGCCCCCACCCGGCCAUGCUGCUGCACCCUCCACCCCAUCCCACCCCCACCCCCCACACGGCCGAGCCUCUCAUAGGACAAAGCCUGGACAUUCACGCCCAUUAACCAAUCCAAAAGGAGCUGGGCGGAGGUGAAAGUGCUGUUCCCUUGUGUGUGGCGGACAUACACUGACAUCCUACAUUGACCUGUCCAGCACGCAAGCCCAGUGACUGACCCUCUCUCUGCAGCAGCACCAGUGAUGGUGUGGGUUUCCACGCCGCGUCUAAUGUACUUAUUCAACACAGAUGCUGCUGACUGCAUCAACAACACAGACACGUCUGCUGCCUAUGCUCUUAGCCACGGGAUUCUCACUGCAUUGUGCCCAUAGAACAGUAUCUCCACUGUGCCCCCUGACAGAAAGGGGCAUUCAUGCCCGUCUCAAUCUGCCCACUCUGUGGACCAGCAUCUGUCAGGUGUCUAUCAGUUUCCUGGUAGCCUCUUGCACUGCUAUUGAGACCUUCCCAUCACUCAGCACGGAGGAGAUGGCUCUCUCCCACCAGUGAGCUGUCAUCUAGCGUCAUCACACUGCUGCCAGCCCACAUCCUUACCUGCUGUAUUCUCGCUGCUGAACACCCUUUUAUAAACGUUGACUUGAAUUUUACUUGAGUUCAGACACACACACGCACACACACACACACACACACACACACACACACACACACACACACACACACACACAUACACACAAACACACUCACACACGCAUAUGUCUUCCUAUGGCCUUGAGGCUUGAUCCAAAGCCUCCGCAGUUCUGUAGUGCUUCCCCUGACACUUAGCGUUCUCUGUGGCCUCACCAUAAGGCCUUGCCCUCUGCCGUGUGAGUGAGUUAGCCAGCAUUGUAGCCUGAUGGACUGAUGGAUAGGGUGGACACACAAGAGACUGCUUGUCACUGUCCCCCCUCUAUUUGAAACAAAAAUGCUGUGCUCACCCCGUGUAGCCCUGAAACCAAUGUGAGGAUUUAUCCUGGCAACCUUCAAAGAUGGCACAGCAUUGUGGGUUGACAAGUAUGGAGCUCUCUACCGGGUCUAGGUCUUCCAACCUGAGGUUACAGUUUUUUUUCUGUCGUUUAUCUUACUUGUUGCUAUCACUAACAUCCAGAUUACCUUAUUUAAUUGAAUCUUUUAAAACUUCAAAUGUUGUUCUGUUUUGUUGAAUUUAUUUUUGUAUUUAUGUAUUGUAAUUAAUUAUAAAAACCUGGGGUACCACAUGUCAAGAUAUUGUCCUGAUUUUUUGGGAGUUGUUUGUGUUAUUUUCUAUAAAUGCUUACCUCUGUGACAUCCUGCUAAACACAAUGCAGGGUCCUCCAUGCCAUGUGCAUCUCCUAGUCUGUCUGUAUCGCUCUCUUUCAUGCUGUGUAAAAUAUACACACAUGAAGCAUUUAGCCACAUGUUCAACUGUGGAAUUGGCCAUCUGUAGAGCUUGUUUAAAAUGGGUGUAAGAUGUGCGUGUGUGUGUGCGUGUGUGUGUGUGAGAGAGAGCAAGGCGCUUUUGAACACUCCUGAAUGGUGGAGUUAUUCCCUUCCUGUUCCUCCUAUUUGGAGAGCCUCAUGUACUGAUGGUAAUUAUUAUGGUUAUUCUGGUGAUACUGAUGAUGAUAUUGAUGAUGUUAAUAAUUAUGAUAAUGAUGCUAACAAUUAUAAUUAUGAAAUGAAACCACUUUCUUAUGCAAA
Alosa alosa (allis shad) is the source of this 3394-nucleotide messenger RNA. It is a transcript of the gene meis3, whose product is annotated as myeloid ecotropic viral integration site 3. The transcript has 13 exons. The record is from RefSeq and is a predicted model, not a curated record. Gene Ontology annotation, molecular function: RNA polymerase II cis-regulatory region sequence-specific DNA binding; DNA-binding transcription activator activity, RNA polymerase II-specific. Bases 516 to 1790 code for a protein of 424 amino acids. NCBI's taxonomy places the organism in Eukaryota, Metazoa, Chordata, Actinopteri, Clupeiformes, Clupeidae. Gene Ontology annotation, biological process: positive regulation of transcription by RNA polymerase II; animal organ morphogenesis; embryonic pattern specification.